AUGCUGUCAAAGUGCAGCACACUUACACAGUUAACAUAGAGCAUGAUGUCUAUCGAUAUUUUUUAACUACAAAGGAAUAUCAUCAAGGGACUCUCAAUACACCAUGCUCAGCUGAAAGGAUUUUAACAAGUUGUCUCUGCCCUAUCAUUGGUGGUAUAUAUUUGGACUCUCAUGGCUGUAGUGUGGACGUCUUGUAUUCUACAGCAUACACCUUUAUUGAUAUCUGGCGGGCGAUACCAGCAACUAAACUACUCGCUGCAUCUAGUUACAAGCUCGGCUUUUAUAGGUACGGUUGAGGAUCUAGAACGUUCCGUAACAUUACAAUAGAUUCUACUUAUAUAUUGAUUCAGGGAUGACUCAGCAUGACACAGCUACUUCUAGAACAUUCUUGAAGGUCACACUACAAUGGCCAGGGAAAGGCUGAUGAUUUUCCUUUAAAGAUGAAAGCUUACCUUGGAAACUCACCAAAGCAUUUCGUUGCGCAAGCAGGGAAACUUCUUCGAGCACCAAAAAAGCCCCUUGAGAUGGUAUCUCUCACAAUUAAUACUAAAGCAUGCAGUGAAGAAUAUCUACCAACUUAA
This is a messenger RNA of Pocillopora meandrina, 581 nucleotides long. The record is from the annotation of a GenBank genome assembly. NCBI's taxonomy places the organism in Eukaryota, Metazoa, Cnidaria, Anthozoa, Scleractinia, Pocilloporidae.